GAGGAAGGCAGGCGCUGGGUCUGCUCUGCAGUGCAGAAGCGGCGGUGAAGGAGGAGGAGGAGGAGAAGGAGGAAGAAGAGGAGGAGGAAGAGGAAGAGGAGGAGGGGCCAUCCCUCCUUCCUUCAUCCCUCCCUCCCUCGCUGUCUGCCUCCAUCCUGAGCCCAGUUCCCAGCCUGGCCCCGGUCCGCGGACCCGGCGUCCUCCUCCUCCUCCUCCUCCUCCUUGCCAUUGCCGCCAUGCUGAACAACCUGACGGACUGCGAGGAGGGCGACGGGGGAGCCAGCCAAGGCGAUGGAAACCCCAAAGAGAGCAGCCCCUUCAUCAACAGCACGGACCUGGAGAAGGCGAAGGAGUAUGACGGGAAGAACAUGGCCCUCUUUGAGGAGGAGAUGGACACCAGCCCCAUGGUGUCCUCCCUGCUCAGCGGCCUGGCCAACUACACCAACCUGCCCCAAGGAAGCAAGGAGCAUGAAGAGGCCGAGAACAACGACGGGGCCAAGAAGAAGCCCGUCAAGGCCACCCGGAUGGGCACCUUCAUGGGCGUUUACCUGCCCUGCCUGCAGAACAUCUUUGGCGUCAUCCUCUUCCUGCGCCUGACCUGGGUGGUGGGCGUCUCCGGCAUCAUGGAGUCCUUCUUCAUGGUCUUCCUCUGCUGCUCCUGCACGAUGCUGACAGCCAUCUCCAUGAGCGCCAUCGCCACCAACGGAGUGGUUCCAGCCGGAGGGUCCUACUACAUGAUCUCCCGCUCGCUGGGUCCUGAAUUUGGAGGUGCCGUGGGGCUCUGCUUCUACCUGGGCACCACCUUCGCAGGUGCCAUGUACAUCCUGGGCACCAUCGAGAUCUUGCUGGCCUACCUCUUCCCUCCAAUGGCCAUCUUCAAGGCGGAGGAUGCCAGCGGGGAGGCGGCUGCCAUGCUGAACAACAUGCGUGUCUACGGCACUUGCGUGCUGAGCUUCAUGGCCACUGUGGUCUUUGUGGGUGUCAAGUACGUCAACAAGUUUGCCCUGGUCUUCUUGGGCUGCGUCAUCCUCUCCAUCCUGGCCAUCUACGCCGGAGUCAUCAAGUCCGCCUUCGACCCACCCACCUUCCCGAUCUGCCUGCUGGGCAACCGGACCCUGUCCCGCCACGGCUUCGACGUCUGUGCCAAGGUGGUCCAGGUGGGCAACGAGACCAUCGGCUCCCAGCUGUGGGAGCUCUUCUGCUCCUCGCGCUUCCUUAACGCCACCUGCGACGAGUACUUUGAGCUGAACAAUGUCACCGAGGUCCAAGGCAUCCCUGGAGCGGCUUCGGGGCUCAUCCAAGAAAACCUUUGGAGCAGCUACAUGCCCAAAGGGAUCAUCAUCGAGAAGACGGGGAUGUCCUCGGUGCCCCCUUCGGACCCGGCUGUCGACCUGGACCAGCCCUACGUCUUCAGCGACAUGACCUCCUACUUCACCCUCCUGGUUGGCAUCUACUUCCCCUCCGUCACAGGGAUCAUGGCUGGUUCCAACCGGUCCGGAGAUCUCCGAGAUGCCCAGAAGUCCAUCCCUAUUGGGACCAUCAUGGCCAUCGCCACCACCUCCGCAGUCUACAUCAGCUCGGUCAUCCUCUUUGGAGCCUGCAUCGAGGGAGUGGUGCUCCGGGACAAGUUCGGGGAGGCCGUCAAUGGCAACCUGGUGGUGGGCACCUUGGCCUGGCCCUCUCCAUGGGUCAUUGUCUUUGGAUCCUUCUUCUCCACUUGUGGGGCCGGGCUGCAGAGCCUCACAGGGGCGCCCCGCCUGCUGCAGGCCAUCUCCCGGGACGGGAUCGUGCCCUUCUUGCGGGUCUUUGGCCACGGCAAAGCCAACGGGGAACCCACCUGGGCCCUCCUGCUGACCGCCUGCAUCUGCGAAAUCGGGAUCCUCAUUGCCUCCCUGGACGAAGUGGCCCCCAUCCUCUCCAUGUUCUUCCUGAUGUGCUACAUGUUUGUCAAUCUGGCCUGUGCGGUGCAGACGCUACUGAGGACUCCAAACUGGCGCCCACGCUUCCGCUACUACCACUGGACACUCUCCUUCCUGGGCAUGAGCCUCUGCCUGGCGCUGAUGUUCAUCUGCUCCUGGUACUACGCCUUGGUCGCCAUGGUGAUCGCCGGGCUCAUCUACAAAUACAUCGAAUACCGAGGAGCGGAGAAGGAGUGGGGCGACGGGAUCCGCGGCCUCUCACUCAGCGCAGCCCGCUAUGCGCUCCUGCGCCUGGAAGAAGGGCAGCCCCACACCAAGAACUGGAGGCCGCAGCUGCUGGUGCUGGUCCGGGUGGAUCAGGACCAGAACGUGGUGCACCCGCAGCUCCUCUCCUUCACCAACCAGCUGAAGGCCGGCAAGGGGCUGACCAUCGUGGGCUCCGUCCUGGAGGGAACCUUCCUGGACAACCACCCCCAGGUCCAGCGGGCCGAAGAGUCCAUCCUUCGCCUGAUGGAGGCAGAGAAGGUGAAGGGCUUCUGCCAGGUGGUGACCUCCUCCAACAUCCGUGAUGGUGUCUCCAACCUGAUCCAGUCCAGCGGCCUGGGGGGUCUCCAGCCCAACACCCUCCUGGUUGGCUGGCCACGCAACUGGCGCUCUAAGGAGGACCAUCAGACCUGGAGGAACUUCAUCGAACUGGUGCGAGAGACCACUGCGGGGCACAUGGCGCUGCUGGUGGCCAAGAAUGUGGCCAUGUUCCCCGCCAACACUGAGCGCUUCUCUGAGGGCCACAUUGACGUCUGGUGGAUCGUCCAUGAUGGAGGGAUGCUGAUGCUGCUCCCCUUCCUCCUGCGGCAGCACAAGGUCUGGCGCAAGUGCAAGAUGCGGAUCUUCACGGUGGCCCAGAUGGACGACAACAGCAUCCAGAUGAAGAAGGACCUGACCACCUUCCUGUACCACCUGCGCAUCACGGCAGAAGUGGAAGUCGUGGAGAUGCACGAGAGCGACAUCUCGGCCUACACUUACGAGAAGACGCUCGUGAUGGAGCAACGGUCCCAGAUCCUGAAGCAGAUGCACCUCACCAAGACAGAGAGGGAGCGAGAGAUCCAGAGCAUCACAGACGAAUCCCGAGGCUCCAUCCGGCGCAAGAACCCCACCAACACACGCCUCCACCUCAGUGUCCCCGACGAACAGGUGGGCGACAGCGAGGAGAAGCCCGAGGAAGAGGUGCAGCUCAUCCACGACACAAACCCCACCAGCAGCUCUCAGUCGCCGGGGGAUGAGACYGAAACGGAAGCCGAGCCUGAGGCUGAAGCCGCCCCCGAGAAGGUCCACCUGACGUGGACCCAGGAGAAGGUGGUCGAGAAGAACAAGGCCUCCCAGAGCCCCGUCAGCCCCGAGAGCAUCAAGGACUUCUUCAGCAUGAAGCCAGAGUGGGAGACCUUGAACCAGUCCAACGUGAGGAGGAUGCACACGGCGAUCCGGCUCAACGAGGCCAUCGUCAAGAAGUCCCAGGACGCCAAACUUGUGCUGCUCAACAUGCCGGGACCCCCCCGGAAUCGCAAGGGGGAUGAGAACUACAUGGAGUUCUUGGAGGUGCUGACGGAGCACCUGGACCGGGUCCUGCUGGUGCGCGGCGGUGGCCGGGAGGUGAUCACCAUUUACUCCUGAGAAGCCCCUCCUCGCCGCUCCCUCGCCUGAAGAGCUGUGCCCCUCCCAACAUCCCCUGCACCCCUCUCCCCGAGAGCAAGGCGGGCACGGCCCCGUCUCCGCCACCUGCUCUCCUUCCUUCCCUUCUCCCUCCCUCCCUUCCCUUCUCCCUUCCUUCCUUUCCUCCCUUCCCUCCCUUCUCCCUUCCUUCCUUUCCUUCUCCCUUUCUUCCUUCCUUCUCUCCUUCCUUUCCUUUUCCCUUCCUUCCUUCCUUCAGCACCUUUCGAACUGCAGCGCCAGGCGCAUCUGAGCACCAAGGCAACCGCUGCCUCCGCCCUGCAGCAGAAGCACCGUCACCGCUGUGUUGACCCACAGAUUGAUUGGACGCCGACUCUGGACUGACCGCUCACAGCCGGGUGGACAGAACCCAGUUGUCGGCAGCUAAGUGAUGCUUCCGAGCCUCUUUUCUGGGGCGGCCGGAGGCGCUGGUUGUGCCGGCCCCUUGUCCCGCUCCCCGCUGCCUGCUUUUCCAUCGACUGUCGCCUUCUGUCAGAUGUACCCCUCUCCCUCCCUGACCCUGACCCCGACCCCCACCCAGCAAAGGGGAGAGGACCCCAGCUACGGCUA
This is a messenger RNA of Anolis sagrei ordinatus, 4193 nucleotides long. The record is from RefSeq and is a predicted model, not a curated record. NCBI's taxonomy places the organism in Eukaryota, Metazoa, Chordata, Lepidosauria, Squamata, Anolidae.